This is a messenger RNA of Puccinia triticina, 2433 nucleotides long. RefSeq lists its product as uncharacterized. The transcript has 5 exons. The record is from RefSeq and is a predicted model, not a curated record. Bases 1 to 2433 code for a protein of 810 amino acids. Lineage: Eukaryota; Fungi; Basidiomycota; Pucciniomycetes; Pucciniales; Pucciniaceae.
AUGCAAAAACCUGUGCACCAACAUGUUGUGAAAACCUUCGUCUUCUCCAUCGCGAUCAUCCACUUCAUCAAGAGUCUGAGAGUUUCCGUUCUGGGAAGCCCUGCGCCACCGCCCAUGAACGAUGCUUGGUCGUUAGCUCAUCAAGGAUCAUUCAUUGUUGCUGGCAUUCCCGAACAGCUUCCCGGCAUCGGGCCAAACAGGCUUGCCCAUAUUGAACCGGGACAUCUCUACAUACCUGAACAGGUGGUUCCGACCUUCAUGGCAUACUAUGAAUCUACCGGGCCUGUAGCAAUGUUUGCCCCUGACAAGCCAGCCGAAAAAAAAACCCUUUCGGCUGCGGCGCCAGCAUACGAACCGUUGCCCAAAGAGCUUUCUGCCGACCCGCUUGGAGCUCAUCCGAGUACCCCAGAAAUCAGCGACGACCUUGGAAUUGAACCGGGUCAAUCCGAGCCCCCAGUUAAGCAGCCGGGUAUUUUGGGCGCAUCUAAAAAUCGAAAUGGGCCUAACGAGAAGAAGGUAAGUUGGGCACUUGAUGAGGAUCAAAGCUCCGAGGAGCCAUCUUCUUCCGGUGAAUUACCCAGCCAAUCGAAAAAAGCGGCAAAGCCAAGCAGGUUUGCAAGUUUGGAGCUUGUGGAGCAUGAUAAAGGGCAAUGUUUGCCCUCCGGAAAACCUGAAGAAUUAGAAAAACCUGCUUCUGGAAUGAUCCAAACAAGUGCUGAUCAAAAGAGUGAAGGAAGUCAAGAGAUUGAAGAGCUCAAAAACUCAAACAAAGAAUUAGGUUCUUUGAAUGCUUCUCAGAAUGAGCCCAGCAAUGAUGAAAACCAAACCGCAGAAACAAAGGCAUUUUCUAAUGGAGCAAAAAGCAAGGGAGAAAGUUCAAAGCCAAAAAAGGCCCAAGGUCCUAAUCGUAAACAGAAAGUGAGCACUCAGGAUGAGCAGGCCUGGUCAAAUUUUGGAAUGAUUGAUGGCUUGUUAAAGGGAACAAAUAAAGACAAAACAAAAACUGAGCAAGGGAAAUUAGCAAGUGGAAAUGAAAAAUCAAAUUCUGGCAAGAAGUCAAAUGGAAACAAGAACAAGGUGAAAAAUACUGUAGAGAAUGGCCCAAAGGCAGAACUUGUGGAAAACAAGUUGGACACUACUCCUGAAGAUGUUGUAGAUGGGUUGCUCUCAGCCAAGGAGCCGCUAUUCAGUUCAAACCCCCAACUUGAAGAAGAUGUUGGUAAAAUUUUCCAGGAGAUAUUCACACACCCCAAAGGUUUUGGAGUCCCAGAGAUCGAUGAAAUCUGGAAAAAAUACCAAGCUUCAUCCCCCACUCCUGCAGAUGAGCCAAGCCAAGUUGAGAGUUACAAGAACAUGUGGAAGGAAAGUAAUCUGGAUCCAAAUCUCAUGAUGCAUGUUUCCAAUCUGUUGAAGGUGGAUGAGAAAGGAGAGCACAUUGGGAUCAAAAAGAUGGAUUCUCCAACUUUUCAGAUGAUUGUCUCAGCUGCAAUUGGGGAUCAAGAGCUGAUGACAAAAAUCUACAAGUGUUUAGAAAUCAGUCUUGGUAGCAAUGAAGCCUUCAGAAGGAUGACAGCACUCUCAAGACAACUAGUGCAAAUGAACCUGCCAGAAUUGAAGAUUCAGUUGGAGAGAUGGGCUGCAGAUAAAGAUUUAGAUUCCAUGUUUGUAGAUUCCCAAUCAGGAUUAUUUCAAAAGAGCUUUGACAUGUAUGGUCAUUAUGGAAUCUCAAAGAAUAUAAAUGUGAUGAACAAUGAUGUUUACAAGCACAAAUCAAUGCUUGAUAUAUAUAACAAAAUUAAGUAUUAUAAUAAUGCCUUGGGAGGCAAUGAAGUGCUCUCAAGGAGUCCACCAGCAGUCCACUUUGACCGAAAUAUCUUCCAAAAUUUUAUAAACACAAGCCAAUACAGGAACAUCAUUCACUCUGACAAGUUCAUCUCAUCGAUGGAAUCCAAUGGUCUCAGCAUGAAUCGGAUCCUGACAGUCAUCCUCGUUCUCGGCUUGGAAGACCGAAAUUGGCUGGGCUCAUUCCAAGAUUUCGCAAUGGUCCAUUACAUGUCAAAGGUGCUUUUCAGGAUGGUUUCAGCCAGUGAUUGCAACCAUCUUGCCUGGGAUAAAACUGCCGAAAGACACUGGUUGGUAGAAAAUUAUGGCCCAAGAUACUCCGCCGCAUUCAAGACAUUGCUCGGAAAACUGGAAACAAAUAGACAGAAUAUCCAAGUACCCCGCGCAUUUUACAGCGAUGUUGAUGGCAGCAUGGAGAAAGAACUGACCUUUUAUGAGGAGAAAAGGCCUGGAUUUGCUGAUCUCAGGUAUAAGGCUCUCUACCACCUUGAAACACACGACCCAAUCUUGCUAGAAGCAGAAACCUGGACAUCGAAACAACUGGCUGCCAAAUUCAAGCUUCUUGAACCCUUAUUGAGAAAGAAGAAGUGA